CCAAUGCUUAGCUUUGUCUUAAAAUAAUUUGUGUAUCAAAAGCACGUUUUAGAACAAGUUAUUUUGAGUUUUUGAAUUUUGUGAGAUUUUUAUAGAAAUAGAAAUUGAGCAAUGAGUCAUGUAUAUAAAAAUAGAAGUAUAUCUAAAAUUGAUUAAGCAUGAAAAGCAGAAAUCAAUGCAUUGCUCAACCGAACUCAAACUCCAUCCAUUUGGAUGGACACAACUCACCUCUAUCUCCUCCCAUUCUUCUCUUCUCUUCUUCCCCAAUUCCUCUUUCUCCUCUUUUAGUUCUAAUAACUCACCUCGCAGACUUCACUCCAUAGCCAACCCGAAAGUUUUUGCCAUGGCCAAACGAAGCUUCCCCACCAAAGACAACGAUUUUGCUUUAAGUGCUGAUUUGCAGUUUGAAUCACCGCUGGAAAUUGUGAAAUAUCCAGACCCAAGGCUUAGAGUUAAGAACAAGCCAAUUUCUACUUUUGAUGAUAAUUUGAAGAAGUUAGUUGAUGAGAUGUUUGAUGUUAUGUACAAAACUGAUGGGAUUGGACUCUCUGCUCCUCAAGUAGGCAUUAAUGUACAGCUUAUGGUGUUUAAUCCUGUUGGUGAACGUGGUGAGGGGGAAGAAAUUGUUCUUAUAAAUCCAAGAGUCAACAAAUACUCGCUAAAAACUACAAUUUUUAAUGAAGGUUGUUUAUCUUUUCCUGGGUUAUAUGCUGAUGUACAGAGACCUGAAUCUGUCAAAAUUGAUGCCAAGGAUAUCAAUGGUUCAAGAUUCACAGUCACUUUGUCAGGCCUUCCUGCUCGUGUGUUUCAGCAUGAGUUUGACCAUUUGCUGGGCGUCCUCUUCUUUGAGAGAAUGACAGACGAUGUUCUUGAUACUAUUCGUGAAGGUUUGCAGAAAUUAGAGAUGAAGUAUGAGGAAAGUACUGGCUUGCCAACUCCUGAGAGGAUCGUAAAUCGGAAAAGAAGGAAAGCUGGGGUGGGCUUUGGAAAUUCUUGAUUAUGAAUAUCGUCCAAUGAUCAUGGUUAAUAAAAUCACGAUUCUAAUCUACGAUUCUAUGAUUUUACUAUCCAAAAACAAGCAAGCGAUUUGAAUCGUAGGUAGAAUCGUAAGUUGGUGGAAUCUUACGAGGUAGAAUUAUAGCAUGAUUCUACGAUUUAGCGAUUCGAUUCUACAAAUUUAAUUUUUAUUAAUUUUUCUUAUAUGUCAUCGUUCAUUAUUUUUUUUUAUUCAAGGAUCCAACAUCAUAAUUUUUAAAAAAUAAAUUUCUUUAUCGAUAUGAAAAUUCAAAACAAUUAUUAAUUGUUUUUUCAUUUCAUUCUUAAAAAUAAAUUGAAUGAAACUUUAAUUCAUAAACUAAACUUUUGAGAUGAAAAUAUUAUGACUAAAUAGCAAAAUUAAAGUUUAUUGUAGAAUCUUACGAUCUUGCGAUUCGAUUCUACCUGUCUGAACGAUUUUAAUUAGAAUUUCGAUUUUAACAACUUUGUCGAUCAAAUUUAUUCGGGCAUCAAAGAUCAAAUAUCCCUUGUAGAUUAAAUUUCAUGCUUCUUUGAACGACCUUUAACGAUUCAUUGUCACUUUAGCUCAUGCCAGCCUUAGCCUUUUGUUAGACGAUUGAAAAAGCUUGAACAACGUUGACGUUCUUGUAUGUAUAUGGACUCGGUUCUAGACGUUUUUGUUUUGUCUAUUAGUUGUCUGUUCAAUUAUGAUGUUCAUACCUGCAAGUGCUACUAUUGAUUGCAGAUAAUUGUGCUGCAAGUUUAAAUAUCUUUUGAGUUUGAGCUUGGAACCUAAUGUAGAUGAUGGGAGCAAUUCUUAUGGAAGAACAAUAUUUGACAAAUUUAAACAAGAAUGAUUCAAAUUCUUUACAUCUACACAAUGUAGGGCAUGAACUUGUGUUCGACAAUCCUUGUUUUUGAACUAGUAUUGAGGUUAGAGUAAGUGGUUUGAGCAUAGCUUAAUGCAUUGAAUUUACUAUUUAGGUUAGAGCAAUGCCACUAAGUGGUAGUAGCUUUCUCAUUGCCUUUUACGUUUAUCGGAUUAUAUUGGGUUUAGGUUUCUACAAUUGCAUUAGGUUUCGGUUUCUAAUAAGUAAUCAUUUGAUAAAGAGGAUAUAAAUUAAUUUUAAAUGUUCUCUUCUAUUCACCCUAAAAUUCUUAUUUUCUUAUUGGGUAAAGUCACUCUAAAUGUCUCAUUUCUAUUUUUGGUAUGUUUAUUUUACCAAUUUACCUAACUAAACUUAACAUUUUCAUACCUUUAUACUUACUGAUCCCACUUUAUUCCUAUUAAAAUUUUGAGAAAUUCCACAUGGUAGCAUCAAACUUUCAUGAAAUGCCAGUGAUAGCACUUUUGUAAGAUUUUUCCACAUGAUAGCUUCCAGUUUAUGCCUUAUCUAACUGCCGUAGCAUUUUCCGUUAAAUUCUUGUCAAUUUCCAUUUA
Molecule: messenger RNA, 2437 nt
Organism: Amaranthus tricolor (Joseph's coat)
Lineage: Eukaryota; Viridiplantae; Streptophyta; Magnoliopsida; Caryophyllales; Amaranthaceae
Product: peptide deformylase 1B, chloroplastic/mitochondrial
Exons: 6
Coding region: 119-997 (292 amino acids)
Biological process (GO): peptidyl-methionine modification
Cellular component (GO): chloroplast; mitochondrion
Molecular function (GO): peptide deformylase activity
Source: RefSeq, a predicted model, not a curated record